Messenger RNA from Volvox carteri f. nagariensis, 2208 nucleotides. RefSeq lists its product as uncharacterized. Gene Ontology annotation, molecular function: ATP hydrolysis activity; ATP binding. The annotation marks the transcript as partial. The record is from RefSeq and is a predicted model, not a curated record. The transcript has 17 exons. Gene Ontology annotation, biological process: cellular response to heat. Gene Ontology annotation, cellular component: cytoplasm. Lineage: Eukaryota; Viridiplantae; Chlorophyta; Chlorophyceae; Chlamydomonadales; Volvocaceae.
GCCCUGUCCCGCUACGGUCGCGACCUCACCGCUUUAGCUCGCAAGGGCAAACUGGACCCCCUCAUUGGCCGAACGGAUGAGCUGCGCAGGUGUGUGUUAUUCAACGUGCUCAGCAGGCGCACCAAGAACAACCCUGUGGUCCUGGGCGAGAGCGGGGUGGGCAAGACGGCGCUGGUGGAGGGGCUGGCGCAGCGCAUUGCCGCCGGGGACUGCCCGCCCGAGCUCAAGGGGGCAGCCAUCAUUGCUUUGGACAUGGGCAUGCUCAUGGCUGGCGCCACUUUCCCGGGCGAGUUCGAGCAGCGCAUGAGCGCAGUGCUCAAGGAGCUGACGGAGCUGCCCCGCCAGGCCCAACAACAACAACAACAGCAGCAGCAGCAGGGACAGGGCCAGAAGGGGCCCGCUGCGCCUGCUGAGCCGGCCCCCACCAGCUGCAUCCUUUUUAUUGACGAUAUCCACAACGUCACUGGGCCCAAUGCACAGCAGGGUGGCGGAGUCAACGACGCGUCCAUGCUGCUGAAGCCGCUGCUGGCCCGCGGUGAGCUGCGCUGCAUCGGUGCCACCACACCUGACAAGUACCGCCGCUUUAUCGAGAAGGAUCCGGCACUGGAGCGCCGCUUCCAGACGUUGCCCCUGUCCCAGCCGUCUGUGGCCGAGGCCAUCUCCAUUCUCCGCGGCCUGAGGGGCCGCUACGAGCGGCACCAUGGUUUGCGCAUCACCGAUGCGGCACUGGUGGCGGCAGUGGAGCUGUCCAGCCGCUACACGGCUGACCGCUACCUGCCGGAUAAGGCCAUUGACCUCAUCGACGAGGCGGCUGCCCGUGUCAAGCUGGACCUGGACCAGCGCCCGGCGAUGCUAGACCGCAUCAUUCGCCGCAUCAGCCAACUGGAGGUGGAGCGGAAACUGCUCAAGAGGUCCGCAGGUGUGGACCGGCGCGAUGCGUUGCGGCUGACUGAGCUAGAGGCGGAGUUGAGCGCCCUGAGGAGCCAGAGGGAUGACGUCACGGCGCGUGUGGAUAAGCAGCAGAGCGAGGCGCGUGAGCUCCAGGCCCUGACUUCAGAGCUGGAGUCGCUCCACGAGGAGUUGGAGGCGGAGGAGAGCGGCCGCAGCGAGGCGGCACUGGCGGAGGGCGCCAACCGCCCCAAGAGCGACGCGGAGAGGAUCAGGCGACGUGCAGCUUCGGAGGCGAGCUCCAAGGGCGGCAGCUCUGCCAUAUGCCCCGGGGGCGAGGUGACCGAGGCGGACAUCGCCUCCGUUAUUUCCUCCUGGACCGGUAUCCCGCUCACCAAGCUGGUGGCGUCGGAGAGGGACUCCCUGCUGCGCCUGGGUAACGAACUGCACAGGCGAGUGGCGCGCAUUAUCGGUCAGGAGGAGGCGGUGAGUGCGGUGGCGGAGGCUAUUCACCGCAGCCGCGCCGGACUGAAGGACCCCAAUGGCCCCAUCGCGUCCUUCCUGUUCCUGGGCCCGACAGGUGUUGGCAAGACCGAGUUGGCCAAGGCCCUGGCGUGUCACCUGUUCAACGGGGAGGACGCCAUGGUGCGACUGGACAUGUCGGAGUACAUGGAGAAACACGCUGUGUCCAAGCUCAUUGGGGCGCCACCGGGCUACGUGGGCUUCGACGAGGGCGGCCAGUUGACGGAGGCGGUACGGCGGCGGCCGUACACUGUCGUGCUGUUCGAUGAGGUUGAGAAGGCCCAUGUGGAUGUGUUCAAUCUGCUGCUGCAGCUGCUGGACGAUGGCCGACUGUCGGAUUCGCAGGGACGCACGGUGUCGUUCAAGCACACCAUCAUCAUCAUGACCUCCAAUCUGGGCUCGGGGGAGAUCUACCGGGCAACUGCGGGCAAGAGCAGGGAGGCAGUGGCGGCGGCUGCGGCAGGAGGGGGUGUGGCGGCAGACCCGCAGAUCCGGGAUCUGGUGAUGGACCAGGUCCGCCGCCACUUUCCUCCUGAGUUUCUGAACCGUGUGGACGAGUUCAUCAUUUUCGAGCCGCUGACGGCCCGGCAGAUACGCGACGUGGUGGGGCUGCGGCUGCGGGGCCUGGUGUCGCGUCUGGCCGAGAAGAAGAUCCGACUGGUGCUGGCGGACUCGGCCAUGGACUACCUCGCAUCCAAGGGCUUCGACCCCAUCUUUGGCGCCCGGCCGGUGAAGAGGGCCAUUCAGAGGGAGCUGGAGACACCCCUGGCUCAGGCGCUGUUAAGAGGGGACUUCGAG